GUUCCUUCUUCUGCGCCUUGACGCCGACAUUCACCUUCUUUGGCAGCUUUUUGUCUACUUCCUUCACAACAGGCGCGACUUUCCCUCCCAUCUUGAGCAACUCUCGAUUCGUCCGUGCGAGGUCUCGUUGCUCCUGUUCAUGCUUCUUGUGCAAGGUACGCACCUGCCGCUUGAGUGCAUUUUGGUGUCUAUCUGAUGCUUCAUGGUUGCGCCUGUUGAAGGCAUCAUCGCGGAUGAAGUUCUCCGUCAUCUCAUCUGCCCGGUAGACUCAAGAUGAAGCCCUUCAAGGUCCUUGUCCCUUAGCAGCUCAACUUGUAGGUUCAGGUCCAGGACGCGACGACGCCCAUGGACAAAGUGCAUCAAGUCUCCCAAGACUCCUUCAACCGCAAUGCUGUCCUCUACGACAAAGCCCGACCUUCCUACUCGCCAACAGCCAUCAACGUCCUCAUCUCUGGGCUCUGCUUGAAACAGGGCUCCAAAGUCCUCGACUUGGCAUGCGGGACGGGCAAGUUUACACGUCUAUUGGAUAAUCGCGGGUAUGACUUGACGGCGGCUGAUCCUUCCACGGGCAUGCUAGACGUCUUGAGCGCAUUAUCCCCACACAUCCCCGUCGUCACAGCAGGCGCAUACAGUUUACCCUUCCCAGACGCUCACUUCGAUGCCGUGGCCAUUGCUCAGGCCUUUCACUGGUUUGCGGACCAUGACGCACUCACUGAGAUCUCGCGCGUCUUGAAGCCCGGUGGUAUGCUGGGUAUGAUUUGGAACUUGGAGCGGGAAGGGAUCAGUCAGCUGCAAGAUGAGCAUUUCGCUGCUGUGACACGGUACGAUGAAGGGCUACCGCAGUACCGUAAAGGCCUUUGGAAGAAACCCUUGGAGGAGACGACGCUGUUGAGCAAGUAUCAAGAGUAUGUGGAAGAAACGACGCAAGUCCUCUCAGAAGAAGCAUUGUGGGAGCGUGCAAAGAGCAAGUCAUUCAUUACGAAGCUACCGGAAGAGGAGCAACAAGCGCUCAAACGUGAGCUAGAAGAGAUGGUGAGGGCGCAUCCUGAGCAAGAACGCGAUGCGGAGGGACGGUUGGUGUUGCCGUAUUUUGUGCGGGUGAUUUGGAUGAAGAAGCUGUAGACCUCCAGCCAUGAUGGAUCUCUUCCUAGGCCUUUGCAGAGGGCGGUGACUGCGUGCCUGUGUUCUUGGCGACGUAGUGGUACGCGACGAUGAGCAGCAUCAUGGCUGUCUGUUAGCGUGCUGCCUGCAUUUGAGUCAAUCUGCCACAUACAGACGCCGAGUCCCUUUGCGAUUGUAUCGAGCUGGUCGUCCGUCACCAUACUGCUAGAUACAGCGAGUAGAAGGCUAUGUAGAUGGUCUGGUAACCUGCUCAACUC
Messenger RNA from Protomyces lactucae-debilis, 1379 nucleotides. RefSeq names its product S-adenosyl-L-methionine-dependent methyltransferase. The record is from RefSeq and is a predicted model, not a curated record. Gene Ontology annotation, molecular function: S-adenosylmethionine-dependent methyltransferase activity. Bases 346 to 1122 code for a protein of 258 amino acids. Lineage: Eukaryota; Fungi; Ascomycota; Taphrinomycetes; Taphrinales; Protomycetaceae. The transcript is spliced from 3 exons.